AUGGCUUCCAGCGGAUCACCAGCCGAGGGGAGCAUGGACCUCUCGCAGACACCGGCGGCGAUGCCGCCGCCUGGAGUCACUCCGGAUUUCGACAGCCCAGACAACUACAAGCAUGAUAACAUUAUCCUGCAUUCAGUUGUUCUUUCGUUCACGACACUAGCUGUUCUAGUUCGUGUGUACACGCGUGCUGUGGUCAAGAAGAGCUUUGGUCUGGAUGACUCUACGACUUGGGGCUUUGGCAUGCACAUCUACGACAUCCGAGCAUCCGAAAUCAUCAACACCCUCAAGUGGCUCACCGUCUCCCAAAAGUCCUACUUCCCCCUGAUCCUGUCCAUCAAGCUCUCCAUACUCCUCGGGUACUUGCGGAUGUUCAAGACAGACAGAGGGACCAAGUGGGGCAUCUGGUUCGGCCUCGCGGCCUGCUCCAUCUUCUACCUCGUCACGUUCUUCAUGGACGUGUUCCGCUGCACGCCGGUCGCGGCGGCGUGGAACCCGACUGUCAACGGGAAGUGCAUGAGCUACGCAGCGUUCCCGUGGGCCACGGGCGUCUUCAACGUGAUUUCUGACUUCUACGUCUUGUUGCUCCCCUUGCCGAUCAUCUUCAAGAUGCAUAUGCCCUUGGCUCGACGGCUGAGAAUAGCGUCGAUCUUUGGUCUUGGCACAUUCACCUGUAUCGCAAGUAUCAUGCGGUUUGUUAUAUCGAUCGAGUAUGCGAAUGACCCUGACCAGACCUACGUGGCGGCCAAAGUGCUCUAUUGGACCGUCCUGGAAGCCAACAUCGGUCUGAUCUGCGGCUGCGCCACCGCAUUUCCCGCCUUUUUCGACGCAUCCGCCCCGAGGUCCUUUGGAUCCCUGGUCGGAAGUCUCCUGGCGAAAGCCUCCGCAUCCCAGACGCAUAUACCCUCGCUGCCUGUAAGCAACAAGGAUGCCGAGGGAAGCUUCCGCCUUAGCGAUGAGGACAGGCGUGGCCACGGGAAGAGCAGAUGGGCCAACCUCUCGCGUCCGAGCAAGCAGAACCUAUACAAUGAGAGAGUGGAAGAACGCAACGUGGGCGUAUGA
Molecule: messenger RNA, 1059 nt
Organism: Diaporthe batatas
Lineage: Eukaryota; Fungi; Ascomycota; Sordariomycetes; Diaporthales; Diaporthaceae
Exons: 5
Coding region: 1-1059 (352 amino acids)
Source: RefSeq, a predicted model, not a curated record